Molecule: messenger RNA, 1176 nt
Organism: Alternaria arborescens
Lineage: Eukaryota; Fungi; Ascomycota; Dothideomycetes; Pleosporales; Pleosporaceae
Product: Norsolorinic acid reductase A
Exons: 3
Coding region: 1-1176 (391 amino acids)
Source: RefSeq, a predicted model, not a curated record
AUGCCUUCUCCAUUCGGUGAUGCGCCCAAGGCGGCGUCCCUCUUGGACUUCCACCGCGUCAUGUCGCCUACUGCCGGAGUUCGCGUUUCUCCUCUUUGCUUGGGUGCCAUGAACUUUGGUGAUGCGUGGGAAGAGAUGAUGGGCAAGUGUGACAAGAAGACUGUGUUUGAGAUCCUAGAUUUCUUCCACCAGCAAGGUGGUAACUUCAUCGACACCGCAAACAACUACCAGAACGAGGAGUCCGAGACCUGGAUCGGCGAGUGGAUGAAGGAGCGAGGCGUACGACACGAGAUGGUCGUAGCCACCAAGUUCACCACUUGCUUCCCCGAUCCAAACAACUCUCCUCGCCAACGUAUCAACUAUGCCGGUAACAGCACAAAGUCCCUCCGCGUUUCGCUCGAGGCAUCCCUCAAGAAGCUUCAGACUGAUUACAUCGACCUGCUGUACGUGCACUGGUGGGACUUUACAACGUCUAUCCCAGAAUUGAUGCAAUCCCUCAACGCCGUCGUCAACUCCGGAAAGGUUCUGUACCUUGGAAUCAGUGACACACCUGCCUGGGUCGUCAGCAAGGCGAACGAAUACGCCCGUAACCACGGCCUGCGCGGCUUCAGCGUCUACCAAGGACGUUGGUCCGCAGCUGAACGUGAUUUCGAACGCGAGAUCAUUCCAAUGGCACGUGAAGAAGGCAUGGCGCUCUGCCCGUGGGGUGCUCUUGGUGGUGGUAACUUUACAUCCGAAGAGAAGCGCAAGAACAACGAGCAAGGCCGCAACUUUGGUCCCCCAUCUGAGAAGCAUGUCGCAAUCUCUAAGAAGCUGGAGGGUGUUGCCAACCAGAAGAAGACCCAAAUCACUAGCAUUGCGCUGGCAUACGUACGACACAAGUACCCCUUCGUGUACCCGAUCGUUGGCGGCCGCAAGAUCGAUCAUCUCAAGGGCAAUAUCGAGGCGCUUGAAAUCGAGCUAAGUGAGGAGGAGAUUGAUGACAUCGACUCUGCUGUUCCCUUCGAUGUUGGCUUCCCCAUGAGCUUCUUGUUCGAGUUUGGCGGCGGCCAGAAGUACAAGACCACCAUGACUAGCUCAGACGUUGGCCUCCUGAGGUAUGCUGGACCCAUGGACAGCGUACCAGUACAGCAAGGGCCUAAGCCGCAUUCGUUACAAGGACAUGGAGGCAACUAA